Nicrophorus vespilloides is the source of this 3045-nucleotide messenger RNA. It is a transcript of the gene Shark, whose product is annotated as tyrosine-protein kinase shark. Lineage: Eukaryota; Metazoa; Arthropoda; Insecta; Coleoptera; Silphidae. Gene Ontology annotation, molecular function: non-membrane spanning protein tyrosine kinase activity; ATP binding; signaling receptor binding. The coding region runs from base 421 to 2589 and encodes 722 amino acids. The record is from RefSeq and is a predicted model, not a curated record. Gene Ontology annotation, biological process: protein phosphorylation; innate immune response; cell differentiation. The transcript has 7 exons. Gene Ontology annotation, cellular component: extrinsic component of cytoplasmic side of plasma membrane.
AAAGAGUAAAACAACAACAAAUCAUUAAACAAACAGUAUAAAAAAAGCUUUUAUCUGGCAGCGAUUGCUGUGAUCCAACAAGUAAUUCGUGUACUAUUUAUAGAAGAGCUUAUCGAAAGGCCCAAACAUCCUAUUUUGAAAAUACAUUUUGUUUUCUCGUUUGAGCCUAUGCAUAAACACGGUACUUUUCCUAUAAGCGUUAGCAGUUUGAAUUUUCGCGCCGCGUCGACUGUUUUGACGUGUAGUUGAGGCUGACACCUGUUCAAGGUAAAACCAAGAUGUCAGUGUAAUGAAUCCGUCUCUUGGGGCAAACAAAAGGAGAAAAUAGACUUUAAACCGCACGGAUAUGUGAUUGAGCAAUCCCAUUUCUACGGGAAUCCAGUAAUUUGCUAGUAUUUAUGUUCUAUACACCUUUACAUCAUGAACAAAGAAGAUGACAUUUCCUGGUACCAUGGAGACCAGUCCAGACAAGAGGCUGAAACCUUACUCCUAGAAGAAGGGAAUGUUGAUGGGUCUUUCCUUGUGCGACAGAGUUGCUCCUCUCAGGGUGACUUUGCUGUCUCUGUACUCAAUAACAAUACAGUGGAUCACUUCCAGAUUCACAAACAUGCUGAGGAUGCAUUUUUCUCAAUUUUUCCUAAUACGAAGAUACAUGGACUGGAGUGUUUAAUUGAACAUUAUCAAAAGAGUCCUAAUGGUAUUAAUGGAGUGUUACUGACAGUACCUAUUAAGGGAGUUAAACCUCCUCACAACACUCGCAGGCAUGGUGCAACCAAUCUUUUGCAUCGAGCCACUAGAGAGGGAAAUCUCAGGAUUGUUUCAGAAGUGCUCAAAACUGGCUACAACCAUGAUGCCAAAAACGAAAAUGGACAAACUGCAGUGCACAUUGCUAGCAUGCAUGGCAACAAUGAUAUUCUUACCACACUCAUUGAUUAUGGGGCGAAUGUUAACUCGAUAGAUAUGGCUGCCUACACACCUUUGCAUUAUGCCUGUCAAAAUAAUUUAGUCAGCACUGUGAAGUUGUUGAUUAGAGUGGGUAAUGCUAAUAUUCAAGCAAGGAAUACAGAGAACGGUUGGGUUCCUUUACACGAGGCUGCUAAUGGUGGUCACAAGGAAGUAAUCCUGGAACUGUUGAGCUUGAAUGCUCCAGUUAAGCCCAGGACUAAGAAUAACGAGUUACCAGCGGAUUUGGCCAGAGCGAAUGGCCAUUUAGAAUGCGCUAAGAUAUUGGAAGAGUACAAGACUCCAACUCCGAACACGGAUAAGAAAUUCUGGUACCAUGGUACUUUGAACCGAGUUGAAGCUGAGAACUACAUCAAAGCGUCUAGAGCUGAAAAUGGGACAUUCUUAGUCAGAUAUAGCAAUAGGAACAAAGCAAAUGUAUUAACUGUCAUCAAUCAAGGGGAGUACUUUAAUUACAUAGUGAAAACGGAAGGCACUUAUCAUUUCAUCGACGAUGGGCCAUACCUUGAAUCCUUAGAGCAUUUAGUGGAUCAUUACAGCCGCCUUGCUUAUGGUCUUCCAACGAUCCUGCAGUUUCCCGUUCGUCCGACUCCGAAACCACCAUUACCAGAGUGCAAGACGAUUCCCAGACAAAAGAAGAAGACGCAGAUUCCGAGCACCUCAAACACAAUGAACACCGUCAAUUCAAUUCCGAAUCAUAUAUUUAAUAUUACAUUUAAGAGCAAUUUGGAACUUAGCGAAAAUAGAAUUAAUAACAACAACGAAGAGACCCAAGACUAUAUACCAAAAGAUCGGAUUGAGUUGGAUUGGAUUUUGGGCGAGGGUGAGUUUGGGUCGGUGUAUAAGGGCAAGUAUCAGCAGCCGAACGGCGAGAAGAUCGACGUGGCUAUAAAAACGUUGCGCAAUGAUCAGCUCAAGGAAAAUCGCGAGUCUUUCUUGAGGGAAGCCAAGGUGAUGAUGCAGCUCGACCACGAGAACAUUGUCAAGUUAAUCGGCGUCUCUCUUGGAAGCCCUCUAUACAUGGUGCAGGAGCUGAUGAAGUAUGACUGUAUGUUGCAUUACAUAACGACAAAGAGGGAGGAAGUUAAUCCCGAGGUGGAUUUCAUCAUUUGGGCUGCGCAAAUUGCUCAUGGCAUGCAGUAUUUGGAGAAGCAGAGGUUUGUUCACCGCGAUUUAGCCGCCAGAAACAUACUUUUAGCGUCAGCUAAAAAGGCCAAGAUUAGUGAUUUUGGAUUAUCCAGGGCUUUAGGCGCUGACCACCAAUAUUACACAGCUAAGACGGGUGGUAAAUGGCCUUUGAAAUGGUACGCUCCGGAAUCCUACAACUAUGGCAAUUUCUCGCACAAAAGUGAUGUCUGGAGCUUUGGAGUUACAAUAUGGGAGAUGUAUUCUUUCGGGGAACACCCGUAUGGCGAACAGAAAGGAGCAGAGGCAAUCCAAGCGAUUACACGCGGUGAACGAUUGGAACAGCCGGAGAAAUGCCCAAAUCACAUUUACAAAAUAAUGCGUUCCUGCUGGGAAUACGAAGCGGAGAAACGUCCGACCUUUGCAAACCUCUAUGAAUUAUUUUCAAGUGAUAGUCAUUAUAUUAAUAUCAAAGAAUUGAUUACCGAAAGGAAUCACUGAAUGAUGCGUUUUAUAUUAUAAUUGAUAACUAAACAGUUAUUAUUAUUAUUUAUAAUUUUAUUUUCUAUUUUUAUUAAGAAUAUUUAUUCAACUGUUAGAAGCAUUGUUUAACGAGUGUUCUUUGAUGUUACAGUGCCAAAAUCUAAUUCAUUCCAAACUGUUUUUGUACAAACAAAUGUGCCUUUCAGAUUAUAUAUGUAUAGUAUAUAUUAUUAAUAUUUGCGCGAGUCGCGCGAGAUUUGAGACAAUUAUGUGAACGAAACUGGUAUGAUACAAAAAACAGUAUAUUUUGUAUUUACAUUGAAAACGUUUUUGUACAAAGAAAUGUGCCUUUCAGAUUAUAUAUGUAUAAUAUAUAUUAUUAAUACCUGCGGGAGUUGCGCGAGAUUUGAGACAAAUAUGUGAACGAAACUGGUAUGAUACAAAAAACAGUUUAUUUUAUAUUUACAUUGAAAA